This is a messenger RNA of Epinephelus moara (kelp grouper), 5970 nucleotides long. RefSeq names its product gamma-aminobutyric acid type A receptor subunit alpha6b (gene gabra6b). The coding region runs from base 76 to 1506 and encodes 476 amino acids. Gene Ontology annotation, cellular component: postsynapse; dendrite membrane; synapse. Gene Ontology annotation, biological process: synaptic transmission, GABAergic; monoatomic ion transmembrane transport; gamma-aminobutyric acid signaling pathway. The record is from RefSeq and is a predicted model, not a curated record. The transcript is spliced from 10 exons. Lineage: Eukaryota; Metazoa; Chordata; Actinopteri; Perciformes; Serranidae. Gene Ontology annotation, molecular function: inhibitory extracellular ligand-gated monoatomic ion channel activity; GABA-gated chloride ion channel activity; GABA-A receptor activity.
GCGCGAUAUCCUCGCACGGUUCACAACUAAAAGAAGACCUGACCCGCGUUAAAUGAUGCUUUUACAUGAUGGAAUAUGUUGAUUUUAAAAGUUGACCAGGGAUUUCUGGUUGUGGGGUGUUUGCGAGGCAUGGCUUUCCUUUUAACUUGCUUAUUUCUGUCUUGUUACAGUGCGAGCAGUGUUUGGGGAAAUCAGCACGGUGAUACCAGUAUCUAUUUGGAUAACAUCACGCGCAUAUUGGAUAGAUUACUGGAUGGCUAUGACAACAGGCUGCGACCUGGAUUUGGAGGUCCAGUUACAGAGGUCAAAACUGACAUCUUUGUCACCAGCUUUGGACCUGUUUCAGAUGUUGAGAUGGAAUACACCAUGGACGUGUUCUUCCGUCAGACAUGGAUCGACGAGCGGCUGAAAUUCGAGGGCCCCAUUGAGAUCCUGCGGCUCAAUAACCUGAUGGUCAGCAAGAUCUGGACGCCGGACACCUUUUUCCGGAAUGGCAAGAGGUCGAUCUCUCACAACAUGACCACCCCCAACAAGCUGUUCCGCAUCAUGCAGAACGGAACUAUCCUCUACACCAUGAGAUUAACUAUAAAUGCAGAGUGCCCCAUGCGUCUGAUGAACUUCCCGAUGGACGGCCACGCCUGCCCGCUCAAGUUUGGGAGUUAUGCUUACCCCAUCAGCGAGAUCGUGUACACUUGGAAGAAAGGUCCGCUGUCCUCGGUGGAGGUGCCACAGGAAUCAUCCAGUUUGCUGCAGUACGACCUCAUCGGUCAGACAGUUUCAAGCGAGAGGCUAAAGUCCAACACAGGUGAAUACGUCAUCAUGACCGUACACUUCCACCUGCAGAGGAAAAUGGGCUUCUUCCUGAUUCAGACUUACAUUCCCUGCAUAAUGACUGUCAUCCUGGCUCAAGUCUCUUUUUGGAUUAAUAAGGAAUCAGUUCCAGCUCGGACUGUCUUUGGUAUCACGACUGUCCUGACCAUGACAACACUCAGUAUCAGUGCCCGCCACUCCCUACCAAAAGUUUCUUACGCCACAGCCAUGGAUUGGUUUAUCGCCGUUUGCUUCGCCUUCGUCUUCUCCGCCCUGAUUGAGUUUGCAGCCGUCAACUACUUCUCCACCCUGCAGGCCAACCGGGAGCUGAGGAAGGCGGCUGCCAUGAAGGCUGCGGCUCAGGAGGCCGCUGCUGCAGCUGCAGCUCCGCCCGCAGCCACGGGGAACGACGGAGAGGUUACCGCAGUGGAUCCCAGCAGUGUGCUGAAGAAGAGGAUGAACUCUGCCCCGCUGUUUGACCGCCCUGCCAAAACAUUCCCCAACCCACCUGUCAAUGCCCAAGCCUUCCUGCAGCAGGGUUCAGCCGUACCGGCCAACAACGUCCUGACUGGCACCAGCAUCAUCGACAAAUACUCACGCAUCCUCUUCCCCCUUUCGUUUGGCGCCUUCAACCUGGUCUAUUGGAUCGUCUAUCUCACUAAGGACACGAUGGAGAUGUCCAGGGACACCGUUUAAGCCAAGACUUUGUCUUCCUGGAAAUCACUACACACACUCACAUACACACGCACACACUGUCAUACACCUGCACGGGCACACACACACAUAUAUACACAAUAAAUAGAUGACAGACGCUUGCCAAGCACUCUUUUAUGCCGCCUCAGUGCAUUGUAUUUCUUUUUAAGUACUCCCCUGGAAAGUGAGUGUUUUGAGAGCAGAUGUACCAGCUCCUAUUGCCAACUUGACCCGGGAGCUCACAGCCUGUGGGCCCCCGGCUCUGGAACCAUUUCAAACAGGUACUACAUCUCUCUCUGUCUCUUUCACUUCUUUAUUUCUGUUCCCCAGUAUUUCAUAAACACUUACAUGUUAUGACACUUUUUCAGUGUCCGUCCUGUAUCUCCCCUGCCCGAAGAGAUUGGGCAAGAUGCACAAAGCUAAGCUAGCUAGGCUGCAGAACCAGAGGCAGAGAAACUACUUUGUUAUAUGUAUUUAUUUCUGUAUGCGUGCAACUUGCAUGCAGUUUCACACAUUGUAGUGGUUUGGCAUGUGUGUUUGAAAUUACACAUUCCCUAAUGUGAUAUUUUGAACAGACGUUGAGUGCACCCGAUGUCCUGACUGGAUCCAGUGUGACUGACUGAACUCCCAGCUCUUCCUUCCACUCUUCAUUUUUUUUCUCCCUCAAAACACCCGCUAUUUUUUGGUUCACUGGCUUAAUUUCCCCCUCGCUGAUGGAGUACAGAGGAUGUGAGGCAAAAUCUUCAAAGGGUUUUUCUGGUGUGUUCCACAGAUACACUGGCCUGCUCCAAUAUUCACUGUCACAUGCACAUGCACAUGCGGAUGGAGAAACGUGCACAUGUCAGAAAAUACAGACACUAAAACAUGCACACAUGCCACUCACUUACACACACGACAUGCUUUACAUGAUUUUCACAAUGUCAGGAUUUUAUUUCCUCAUUUCCUAUAGACAGAAAUAAACUUUAAAUCAUCAGUGCAUGAUUGAAUGACUAUCAUAAAAUAAUACCUCUUAAUAGUUCCGAAAAAAAUCACGGAAACGCACAGUACAUGCCUACAAGAACAAGAGGGGAUGACAUUGCAACAUUUUUAAAACAAAUGUAAAGCUAAAGGUCCAGUGUGGAGGAAUUAAGGGGAUAUACUGGCAGAGAUGGAAAACAAUGUAAUAUAAUAAGUAUGUUUUCUUAAGCAAAUAAUCACCUAAAAAUAAGAAACUGUAUGUGUUUUCGUUACCUUAGAAUGAGCCAUUAAAUGUAGCCUACAUAGGGAGUGGGUCCUCAUUCUUGGAGUCCGUCGUAUUGCACCACCAUGUUUCUACAGUAGCUCAGACUGGACAAACCAAACACUGGGUCUUUGCGUUUUUGUGUUUAUGCAUCAGCCACUGUGCUAAGUGUCAGAAAAAGGCAGAUAUUUUUACGUGACACUGCUUUAUUCAGUGUUUUGAUCAGUUUUUAAUCACCUGCUCUGUUUUUUUUGGAGAGGAAGAGACCUCUGCGGAUAAUUGGUCCGUUAGUAAAAACAUCUGGAUCUCAAGUUAUCAGAAAAAAAAGCUGAGCACACAUUAGCAGGUGCUUGGCCAGUGGUCCAUGUCCAGCAUGCCAAACAGCAGUAGGAGAAACACUGAUUUGUAUUGUGAGACUGCUUUAUUCAGUGUUUUUACCAGUUUAAAUUGAUGGGUCCAUUUGUUUUGGAGAGAUGCAGAUAAAUCAGCUCACGGUAAAAAGCCUCCUGAACAUCUGGAUCAGAAAUAAGGUGAGCACACAUUGGGUUGUUAAAGAAAAUAGGUUAGCAGGAGCUGGGCCAGCAGCCCGUCUGCAGACCCAAUCAGUGGGUCUGUUUGUUUUAAAGAGGAAGAGACCUCUGCAGAUAACUCGGAUCCUGGUAAAAACCUCCUUAACAAUGAAAACUGAGGAUAUUCUAACCAGGAGACAUUUCAGCUGGUUGCAAUCUGCAAUCCUCACAGCUAGAUGCCACUAAAUCCCCCUAAAUCUUACACAUUGUUCCUUUAAGUUUGCCUGACAUUACAUUAAGACAAAGGAUUCUUUUGAGCUGCAAAAUGUACGACAUUCAAGACACUUCAGGGCAACAGCAGGAAAAAAAGAAACAGAGGUAAACCACAACUGCACACACUUGCUAGUGUCUCAUACAGUAACCUGUAUCCUGGCAACAACUGAUUUUUCCUCAGAGAAGAUUCAGGCCUUUACACUCAUUUUGUAUCAUUUCCUUUUUCUGUUUUUUAAUCUACUUAUUGUAGUGGUUUUAAUUGAAGUUAAAGGAUCCCUACACUGGUUGCCAAUUAUCUCUUGAGAUGGCAGCUCUGGCUUCUGGUUGUCAUUAACAAAGCGGCUGAAAAAAAUAGACACCUAAACCUAUCAUCAUCAAUUAUACGAAAUGCCAAAACGUAUUCAUUAAUAAUCCACUUGUGUGGAUUUGCAUACGAUUAUGCACAGUUUCCAAUUAAGCAGAGAUUGUAACAUGUUAAAUCCAUGUGGUGUCUAAAUAUAAGCUGAUGUGUGUUUGCUUCCUCGUGGCAUCCAUCAUCCACGAGGAUGUUCUCAUUAAAGGUGUCUCUUAAUAACACAGGCACCUUUUAAAAGGAAAAACCUGCAGACGGUGCCGAAAGCUUAUAGUAGUCCUGAAAGCUGUACGCCUCCUCUGGCUGUUUAGUGGAUGGGCUAUUUGAUUUUGAUUCUCACAAAAAAAAUAUGUACAAUUAAUGUAAAUUGCCCCUGUGUUCUUAUUCAGUCUUGAAAAACUGAUUUUUGGGUUCUUUAAUUCUGUGUUAUAAUUUUUUUUUAAAGAUAUUCUGGUUUGGAGGGAAGCUUUUCAUUUGUUGUACUUAUGUGUAUUUCUUCUGAGCACUUUGAUUUGUGAACAGACCAGCAUGGUAGAGCUCAGUUCGACAAUACUGAUAGAGUAAAAAAUAUGCAUGAUUAAAACUUUGCAUCAUACACAUAGUUUUUUUUAUAGAGUAAAAAUAUGCAAUGCAAUAAAAAAUGCAAUACAGACUCUGGUAGACCCCCUAGGUUGGGAUCAAUUGCUUCAACAAAAAAAAAAUAUUCUGGAGCUGCAAAAGCUUUCAUGAACUUGGAAACAAUAACUCUAUCGCCAGACAAGAGGAUCAAUAUUGGACUAUUCUGCAACAGUGCCAAGGAUUUUAAAUUGUUGCUUUUUGUAAUAUUAGCGUACGGCAACUAUGACAUGGUUAGAGUUAGGCUACUAAAACUUAAAAGAGGAUGCAAACUCUGGCAUGAAAACCUGAUGUGAUAGAUUUGGACUCGUGUACUUUACAUCUUUGGUUAGUUGACAUUGAAAUGACUGGUGUCAGUUAUGGUGUGCGGAGGAUUUGUUCAUUUUAAGACCUGUUGUUGCAUGUUUUUUUCUUUCACAUGUGCACCAAAGGACUAAAGGAACAGUGGUGUCAGCCUGUAUGAACUGUCUUUGCACCCUCCCUCUUUCUCUACUUCAUCCAUCUCCCUCCUCUACUCUGUCUACGAGGCAGAGGCUGAUGAGACAGGGCAUUUCAGCCCUUCUUGCCCUGCGUGUCAGGCUCCAUUGUGGGAAAAACCUGACUGCCAGUGAACUCGGACUGCCACAGAACUGCUGGCUCAACCCCAAUGGAGCCUCGGAACACCAACACCUCCCACCUCCAGCGGUGACUGAGCGUGUUUCGGCAGGAUAAAACUUCAGUGGAAUAGUCAGAGUGAGAGGGUGUGCAUGGAUGUGUGUGUGUGUGCUUUUUUUUUUUUUUUAAAUAUGAUUGAGCUCAUUUGCUUUUAUCAGUGACCCGAUUGAUCUGCCCUCUGACCCCGGCCUAGCUGCUCAGCUCCAUCGCACCACAGAGAGAACUGCACUUGCAUGACCUCCGACCCUUUAUGUGCUUGUUAGGGUUGUUGAAUGUAGAAGGUUGUGAACUCCAUAGAAUAUAGAAUUCUAUUGCUAUGGUGACUGCAGCCAUAAACUGCCCUUUAGUCAUUUUGUUUCCAUCCACAGGCAUGGGCUUUAUUGAUUCUUUCAUUUAGCCAGCGUUAAUCUCUUUCUCUCUCUCUUUCUUUUCUUUUCUCAUUUCUACAGUCAUUUGCCUAGAAAUUGUGGACACAAUUUAGAAGACAUUGAAUGCUCUACAUUGUUAUUUUAUGUGUAUAUUUUGUGAAUAUGAUUCAGUAUUUCUGUAGGUUGCUAUUUGUAUUCUGACCCUGCUUGAUGAUCAGCUGCACUGCAUUAACCAUUUGUACUGGUUUGAGCGACAGACCACCGACUUUUGUAUUUCUAGCGGUUUAGUUCAUCCACGUUUGCUCCUUGUACACAUUGCUCUCCACUCGUUUUUAUUAUUGUCAUCAGGAAGGCCUGUUUGUAUUGCAACAGAAAACAAUAUUUGCCUAUUCAGGUCUCUUGUCCCCUGUUAAUAAAUGAACCCUUACUCUCUUUUCCCACAGGAUUGUAUAUUACUAUGUUCAAUAAAGCCAGAUU